UGUUGCUCAGCGACAUGUAAAUAAGAUUUCGUAAUGAUUAUUAACCAGGGACUACGGCGUGGACCAGUAUGGUGUAUGUGCGCUGAUGCAUUGAAGGAUUUAUGUUAUGGAAAAUGAUGAAUUAUGGGGCUACUGAAUACAGAUAUGUAACCUAGCUGACAGCAUAAUCACGCUGGGAUAUGUGUAAUUGAUGUGGGUUAUGUGUUGUCAACAGAAAAGUGCACAUCUUUAUAACAAGGUGGCUGAUCAUUGAAUGUAGGUGAUUCAAUAAAUUUGAUACGAAAUUUCAGGUGAUGAUCGGCAUAAUUUUAUUGAAGCAACCUGUUUACAUACUGACGUGCAGAUUAUUUAUGUACAAAAAACAUCAAACGUGGCGAAAUAGGCAAAGUAAUUCUUAAUAGUUAUCCCUGUUUAUAUUUCACGCAGACACUACAUAAAUCUAUGCAGAGAUGUGUAUUGAAUGUAUGUAGAGUGAGGAGGGAUUGAAAGAGUCGUUCAAAAUGUGAAGACCAAGAGUGAUUGGAGCUCUAGUCAAUGCAAAUGCCUAGAGUGACAACUGUGUGUGUGUGUGUCGAGGCCAUGCUAUGUACCAACCGCUUAGAAAUCGUAAAAAAAGAAGGAAAAAAAAAGGCUGCUGUGGUUGACAUGAUGUAAUUUGGUUUAAUUUUUGCAUCAUGAGUCACCUCCCUUACACCCUCCCGCGCUACCUCGACCCCACUCCUUGAAAGUCUGACUGCAGCUUAAUAUUAGUGCUGCAAAUUAAAUUUUCUGGGAGUAAUUAUACUAUUGUGACAUGCAUUUAAAAGAAAUGCAAACUUCGUAAAACGAUGCGUGCAUAUAUAGACGAAGUUUCUUAAUGGAAACUUGGCCUAAUGGUUGGGUGUAAAUGUGUUUUUAAGUAAACUUCAACUUCGAUGAAGAUGUAACACCCAUCCACACAAUUGUGUGGAUGGGUAUUGUUGAAGAAGAAGAAGAAGAAGAAGAAGCAAUAUCUACUGUGGAGUUCAUUGGAGGUAAGUAAUCUAGUUGCUGCAUCUUCAGUUGAAAAUACUUCUGAACCUUUCGAAUCAUGCAAGUGUUGCAAUAAAUUUAACUAUAUACACUCUUUUCGAUGUCGUCCGUGAAUGAGGUGGUGUGGGGUCCUACAGCCCAGGAUGCUGAGGAUGAAGAGGAGGAAGAGAUGGAGGCGGCCACUGAAUCUAUACCAGACAGCCCAGCGUCGCCAUCACCGCCUCCACCACCGCAGAACCCACCACCACCACCACCACCACCACCACCACCAAGGUGGCGCAUACUCCCUGAGGAGUAUGUAGAUGAAGGCAAUGAUGUUGAUGUUAUAUUCUCAUACGAAAUAAUAAAUAUCGAUUAAAAGGA
Molecule: messenger RNA, 1374 nt
Organism: Schistocerca americana (American grasshopper)
Lineage: Eukaryota; Metazoa; Arthropoda; Insecta; Orthoptera; Acrididae
Product: sulfated surface glycoprotein 185-like
Exons: 4
Coding region: 1112-1369 (85 amino acids)
Source: RefSeq, a predicted model, not a curated record